GUGAAAGCUAGUACUCCAUAUAAGAAAUGACAGCAAAAAAUUCUUCAAAGGAACUUACUGCUUCAGAAUCUGAGGUUUGCAUAAAGACUUUCAAGGAGCAAAUGCACUUAGAACUUGAGCUUCCGAGACUACCGGGAAACAGACCUACAUCUCCUAAAAUUUCUCCACGCAGUUCGCCAAGGAACUCACCCUGCUUUUUCAGAAAGUUGCUGGUGAAUAAAAGCAUUCGGCAGCGUCGUCGCUUCACUGUGGCUCAUACAUGCUUUGAUGUGGAAAAUGGCCCUUCCCCAAGUCGGAGCCCAUUGGACCCCCAAGCAGGCUCUUCCUCUGGGCUGGUGCUUCAUGCCACCUUUCCUGGGCACAGUCAGCGUCGAGAGUCCUUUCUCUACAGAUCAGACAGCGAUUAUGACUUGUCACCAAAGGCAAUGUCGAGAAACUCUUCACUCCCAAGUGAACAACAUGGCGAUGACUUGAUUGUAACACCUUUUGCCCAGGUCCUCGCCAGUUUGCGAAGUGUGAGAAACAACUUCACUGUACUAACAAAUCUUCAUGGGACAUCCAACAAGAGGUCCCCAGCUGCUAGCCAGCCUCCUGUCUCCAGAGUUAACCUGCAAGGUAAGCCAUAUUCUGAAGCUUGUCUACAUGUAUCAGUAUAUCAAAUGUGA
Molecule: messenger RNA, 665 nt
Organism: Condylura cristata (star-nosed mole)
Lineage: Eukaryota; Metazoa; Chordata; Mammalia; Eulipotyphla; Talpidae
Product: cAMP-specific 3',5'-cyclic phosphodiesterase 4B-like
Exons: 5
Coding region: 27-665 (212 amino acids)
Source: RefSeq, a predicted model, not a curated record